GAACCGUUUCUUUAGCCAGUUUAUAACAGCCAGCACCAAAUUGAACAAAUUAGCAGUUGUGUCAAUUAUCAAUUGUCUGGUUCUGUCAUUUGCAUGAUAGCAUGUAUUAUUUUUGUGAGAAGAAGGCAUAUCCUGUUUUAAAUGACUGAAACAAAUGGACUGAAAAACAAUCACGUUUGCACCUACGCCUAACUAAAUGACGUGUCACAUGUAUAUACAAGCCACAACAACUAACUUGCCCUUUGUUGCAGUUGACACAGAUCAUUGUUUGGCCUCAAUUAGAUUUGUGACAUUCCUUCAGAGAUGUUGUUUUUAGGAAUCCUUCUUCACAUCAGUUUAUUUCAUGUAUCAAUGUCAGAAGUGGCACCUUGCAAUAUUUCCAAACCAAUAGGUGCCAAUGUCCUCAUCCCUUUGCCAUACAAAGGCCUGACAGCUGAUGCUCAUUUAAAAUGGAUGCACGGAAAAGAAAGAGUGUUCUAUAGCAAAGGAGGUGAAAUAAAAGACGAAAAGCGCAAAAUUAAAUUUGAUGGAUCACUUAUAUUAGACAAUAUCAAGUCAUCUGAUUCUGGGACAUAUGAAGCCACAGUCCAUGAUAGCAAGGGAGCCCAUGUUCACUUCUCAUCCCAGCGUCUUUGUGUCCUUGAAUCGGUGAAGACACCUGAGGUGAAGUACAGCUGCGCUGGACAAUGGCCUGUACUGACAUGCACACGUGGAGGUCCAGAAGUGAAUGUCAUUUGGUACAGGAACAACCAAGAGAUAGGACAGAGACAGCAAACACUGACUCUGACCGCAGACCUGUUCAAGGCUGGAGACAGAUACUCUUGCACGGUCAAGAAUCAAGUCAGUGAGAAGAAGAGCAGUGAGGUCAAACCUGUGUGCUCAGGUAAAAUACAGGUGAACACACCCACUGUGACUUUCAGGUGUGACAAAGGCACCAUGCAGAUGACAUGCGUGAGUUCCACUGGGAUGGUUUUCUCAUGGAACCGCAAUGGUCAGAAGCUGGUCGGAAAAGAUAACACAAUUCUGAACUUAACCGAGGCAGAGUUCAAGUCUAAUCACACUUAUUCGUGUGUCAUUAAAAAUGGAACCACUGUGAUUCAAAGUAAAAAUGUGCAGCCUUCUUGCAAAGUUGCAGAGCAGUCAAAGUGGCCUAACAUGGACCUAUGGCUGAUGGUGACGAUUUUGGCUGGAGGAGGACUGGUGGUUGUCUUAAUCAUCCUCAGUAUCGUGUGCUGCCUUUGCAAACGUAAAAAGAGUCAAGAGAAAGAAAAGGAACUGAGACUGGCCAACCUGACUCAUUCGCCUGACAAUCAAUCUGAGGAGUCUCCCCUCAAAAGGCCACGUAGGGAAAGAGGGCCCCUCCCCGAAGUCCCUAAACCUCGUGUGAGGCCUGCUCAACUCCACAACAGUGGCCAACCCGGGCCUGACAUGGUAAAGAACAGCCAAUACAUGCACAUGAAUAAGGUGGAAUUCCCUGUGGACCGUUAAAAGAAAAUGCAUUUUUAUCAACUGACAUACUUUUGUUGGAUAUAUUGUUUGAAUACAUUGAUACAUGUUGUUCUCAUAUUGAAUAUGUAUAUUUUCUGUCAUUUAAAACAAUACAUAGAGUCACAUAACUUUCAUAAUUUGUUCUGUUUUAGAUUCAUUUUGAAUGAUUAAAAAGUCGAAGCCC
Molecule: messenger RNA, 1672 nt
Organism: Alosa sapidissima (American shad)
Lineage: Eukaryota; Metazoa; Chordata; Actinopteri; Clupeiformes; Clupeidae
Exons: 7
Coding region: 304-1488 (394 amino acids)
Source: RefSeq, a predicted model, not a curated record